AUGGCAUCUACGGGCUCUGGCUUCUGGUCCUUCGGGUCCGAAGAUGGCUCCGGGGACCCGGAGAACCCUAGCACAGCAAGAGCCUGGUGCCAGGUUGCCCAGAAGUUCACCGGAGGCAUUGGAAACAAACUCUGUGCCUUGCUGUAUGGAGACGCGGAAAAGCCGAUGGAAACCAGCAACGAGAAGGAGACUCAGGGAUCAACGGAUAAAAAGACUGUUUGCACUUGCAAUCAGAAGCCCUGCAGCUGCCUCAAAAUGGAUCUCAAUUACGCGUGUUUGCACUCAACAGAUCUGUUGCCAGCUUGUAACGGAGAAGAGGCCACUUUGUCUUUUCUCCAAGAUGUAAUGGACAUUUUGCUUCAGUAUGUGGUGAAGAGUUUUGAUAGAUCAACAAAGGUGAUUGAUUUCCAUUACCCAAACGAGCUUCUUCAAGAACAUAAUUGGGAAUUGGCAGAUCAGCCACAGACCUUGGAGGAAAUUUUGUCUAACUGCAGAACAACUCUAAAAUAUGCAAUCAAAACAGGUCAUCCUAGAUAUUUCAAUCAGCUUUCUACUGGAUUGGAUAUGGUUGGAUUAGCGGCAGACUGGCUAACAUCAACAGCAAAUACUAAUAUGUUCACCUAUGAAAUUGCUCCAGUGUUUGUACUUUUGGAAUAUGUCACAUUAAGGAAAAUGAGAGAAAUUAUCGGCUGGCCAGGAGGCAGUGGCGACGGGAUCUUUUCACCUGGUGGUGCCAUAUCUAACAUGUAUGCUAUGUUGAUUGCACGUUUCAAGAUGUUUCCAGAAGUCAAAGAGAAAGGAAUGGCAGCUAUUCCCAGACUGGUUGCCUUCACAUCUGAGCAUAGUCACUUUUCAGUGAAGAAGGGAGCUGCAGCCUUGGGGGUUGGAACAGACAGUGUGAUUCUGAUCAAAUGUGAUGAAAGAGGGAAAAUGAUUCCAUCUGAUCUGGAGAGAAGAAUUGUUGAAGUUAAACAAAAAGGAUUUGUUCCCUUCUUUGUGAGUGCCACCGCAGGAACCACUGUGUAUGGUGCAUUUGAUCCCCUUCUAGCUAUUGCUGACAUCUGCAAAAAAUAUAAGAUCUGGAUGCAUGUGGAUGCAGCCUGGGGUGGCGGACUACUGAUGUCCCGGAAACAUAAAUGGAAGCUUAAUGGUGUGGAAAGGGCCAACUCCGUGACAUGGAACCCUCACAAGAUGAUGGGCGUCCCCUUGCAGUGCUCAGCUCUGCUGGUUAGAGAAGAGGGGUUGAUGCAGAGCUGCAACCAGAUGCAUGCUUCCUACCUCUUUCAACAAGAUAAACACUACGACUUGUCUUAUGAUACUGGAGACAAGGCUUUACAGUGUGGGCGCCAUGUUGAUGUUUUCAAACUAUGGCUAAUGUGGAGGGCAAAGGGGACCACCGGAUUUGAAGCACAAAUUGACAAGUGUUUGGAGCUGGCAGAGUAUUUAUACAAUCUUAUAAAAAACAGAGAAGGAUAUGAAAUGGUGUUUGAUGGGAAGCCUCAGCACACAAAUGUCUGCUUCUGGUAUAUCCCCCCAAGUUUACGGCACUUGGAAGACAAGGAAGAAAGAAUGAGUCGUCUCUUAAAGGUUGCCCCUGUGAUUAAAGCCAGAAUGAUGGAGUAUGGAACCACAAUGGUCAGCUACCAACCCUUGGGAGAUAAAGUCAAUUUCUUUCGCAUGGUCAUCUCAAAUCCAGCAGCAACUCAUCAAGACAUUGAUUUCCUGAUUGAGGAAAUAGAACGCCUUGGACAGGAUUUAUAA
Vombatus ursinus (common wombat) is the source of this 1761-nucleotide messenger RNA. RefSeq names its product glutamate decarboxylase 2 (gene GAD2). Gene Ontology annotation, cellular component: cytoplasm. The transcript is spliced from 16 exons. Gene Ontology annotation, biological process: GABA shunt. The record is from RefSeq and is a predicted model, not a curated record. Lineage: Eukaryota; Metazoa; Chordata; Mammalia; Diprotodontia; Vombatidae. The coding region runs from base 1 to 1761 and encodes 586 amino acids. Gene Ontology annotation, molecular function: pyridoxal phosphate binding; glutamate decarboxylase activity.